This is a messenger RNA of Arachis stenosperma, 423 nucleotides long. RefSeq lists its product as uncharacterized. The record is from RefSeq and is a predicted model, not a curated record. The transcript has a single exon. The coding region runs from base 1 to 423 and encodes 140 amino acids. NCBI's taxonomy places the organism in Eukaryota, Viridiplantae, Streptophyta, Magnoliopsida, Fabales, Fabaceae.
AUGUUAUUGAGGAAUAUUGACGAAUUCAGUGAUUUUUGUAAUGGUACAAGGCUACGAGUUAGAAAGCUUGAAAAUCAUGUCAUAGAAUGUGAAGUCUUAACAGGUAACAAUGUUGGUCAUAUUGCUUUGAUUCCAAGAAUGAAUAUGGUACCAACAAAUAAAACCGUCCUAGCGAGAUUCCAACGAAGACAGUUUCGCAUAAUAGUAUCAUUUGCCAUGACAAUUAAUAAGUCUCAGGGACAAAUUUUAUCUCAUGUUGGAUUGUACUUACCCAAACCAGUUUUUACACAUGACCAACUAUUUAUGGCACUUUCAAGAGUUAAGAGUAAGAGAGGUUUAAAAACUUUACUUAUGAAUCACAUAAAAAUGUCUGCAAAUUCAACCAUCAAUGUUGUUUAUAGAAAAGUUUUUGAAAAAAUAUGA